ACUUAUUUUUAACUCACAUAUAGAAAUGCACGUGUCUCUCAAAAGCAUCCAAAUCGGUUUAACCCCUCAUUGCUGUGGUUGUUAGUUUAUCUGCAUACUUUUCUGAAUUUGGUUUCCGGAUUGUUUGUGUGUCGUGGUGUGUUCGUGUUGCUGCAUGCUGUAAAUGUAUUUCGCAGAUACACGCCAAUCUUAUAGCACAUAAUAGCACAUGCGUGUCUGGUAUGUUUAGAAAUGUUAAAUCAACACCCUUUCGUUAGUCAGGCGGACUGUGGCGAAUGAAUCGGUGUGUUCGACUUCAUGGGGCGCUGCGCAGACCCUGCAUCAAAGUACCGCGAGAGCAUAGCUUUCGAAUCGUUAUCGCGGUACUUUGAUGUCAUACGCCGAUUGGCCUGCGCAGCACUGUACAAAGUCGAACACAUCAUGUAAGUAUUGCUCCAACACUCGAGAUGAAUAUAUAUUUAUUUUUCUCUGUGUUUGGCUGUCCAUCCAUCAGCAUAUAACAUGAAUCAUAUAAUCAUUGACCAGAAACCAUAUAAGCAGCACAAUCUUGUACUGUGCCUUAAAACUUAAGUAAACCCACAAACUUCUCGUCAGCAUUCACACUUGUCAAACACAAAAAACUGUUAAAAGCAGUUUCCUUUCAUUGGUGACUUAGAACCACCCUCACUAAUACAAGAAAGCUCACUUAACUGAUCCCAGGUCAGUGUUCGUGUGUCUUUUUACAAUCAUUAUUCUUAUACUUAAGCAGCUGUUUCCUGAUUUUAACCCUCAGUUGCAUGAGGGUCAGUUUUGAAACUGUUAACUGGCAUUUCUGUCUCUCUGAACUCCGCAGGCAUGCUUUUUGGAUUCUGUAUACGCCGUGGCAUCCUCACCUUAGCGCUCUCACUCCUUUUAUCCCCCAGCAACCCUUCUGAAAACACGGUGAAGGGGGCUGAAUCUGUAAUCCGUAGGAAUGACUUUUCAGUCAUCUGGAAUAUGCCUACAGCUCGAUGCCAGCGUCGAUACGACGUCUCUCUGCCACUGCACCAGUACAACAUCAUACAUAACUCUGAGCAGAGAUUUCUGGGUAUGAACAUGAGCAUAUUUUACCAGCGACGUUUGGGCCUCUACCCCUACAUAAACCGUAAAGGGUCAAAGGUUAACGGUGGGGUACCUCAGCGAGGAAACCUAAAGUCUCAUCUUAUUUUGGCUGAGGCGCAGAUUACUGAAGUCUUCAAACGGACAUUCAGCGGGUUAGCUGUUCUAGAUUGGGAAGCGUGGGCACCCAUAUGGAUGUGGAACUUUGGAAACCGAAUGGAAUAUCGGAAACUUUCAAAGCAGCUCGUCAGAUGGAGCCAUCCAGAGAUGUUAGCGGAGGAAGUGACAUCAGAGGCAAAGAAAGAGUUUGAGACAGCUGCAACUGCAUUUAUGGCAGAGACUCUGCAUCUUGGUGUUCACCUCUGCCCUGAGGGAUUAUGGGGGUUUUACGCAUUUCCUAGUUGCUACAACAACCGUGGCCAAGGAGAGAGCGGCUACACGGGGCAGUGCCACAAUGGCACUGAGAAGAUGAAUGACAGACUGGCGAAACUAUGGCAAGAGUCCACCGCCCUGUAUCCAAGCAUUUAUUUGUUGGGUAAGCUAGCUGGGCACAAAGAUGCUCAACUCAUGGUGAGACACCGUGUGUUAGAGGCCCUUCGUGUGGCAUCCCAUCAUUCACCUGGCAGUAAAGCACUUCCUGUGUUUCCUUAUGCCAGAGUGGCGUUCAUACACACACUGGCGUUCCUGAAUAAGACAGAUCUGGAGCAUACACUAGGUGAGAGCGCUGCUUUAGGUGCAUCUGGAGUUGUCUUAUGGGGUGAGCUGAGUUUUGCCAAGUCAAAGAGGCAAUGUACCCUCCUGCGCAACUACCUACAGUCAGUAUUAGGGGAUUAUGUUGCCGCCCUUCAGGCUGCUGUGAGGAGCUGCAGCAAUAGACUGUGUAAUGCCAAUGGACGAUGUACCCGGCGUGACCCUCACUCGGGUUACAUGAUACCUCUCCUCCAUGACAAUUACAAAGCUGAUUUUCUCAGCGACAUGAGAAGAAAAUUCAAGUGCGUGUGUUAUGAAGGAUGGAGUGGAGGGAAGUGUAAAAAACAAGAGUGAGCAAAUGCAUUUUUUCACUCUCAUGUUGUUUCAAACCUGUAUACAUUUAUUUUUACUGAUGAACACGAAGGAAGGUAUUUUGAGGAACGUUU
Paramisgurnus dabryanus is the source of this 2213-nucleotide messenger RNA. RefSeq names its product hyaluronidase 3 (gene hyal3). NCBI's taxonomy places the organism in Eukaryota, Metazoa, Chordata, Actinopteri, Cypriniformes, Cobitidae. Gene Ontology annotation, biological process: hyaluronan catabolic process; carbohydrate metabolic process. Gene Ontology annotation, cellular component: acrosomal vesicle. The record is from RefSeq and is a predicted model, not a curated record. Gene Ontology annotation, molecular function: hyalurononglucosaminidase activity.